AUGGCCGAGCAGUACCAGCCUCUCAUCAACGAGGAAGCUGGAAGCUCACGUCUUCAGGAGAAGCGCACAUACGACGAGUGCGACGUGAGAGAUACAGUAGACGGUGAAAACGACGGCGAGGACGACAUUCCUCUCAAAGAAAUCGAUCUUUCCCGACUUCCCGAGGAAUCAAGACCAAGAUGGUAUCAAUUGCCGCAGUUCAGAGUACGCCGGCCAGAUUGGGAUGUAUCGUCGAGUUUAGCGAAUAGGUGGAACCAAGUCCCAGAUGCCAAAUCCUCCGCAUGGCUUAUAUUGUCUUGUCUCAUUGCUAUUCUUCCACGAUAUCUGCAGCCAGGAGGAUUGAAAGUCAAGAAGGAAUUGCACCCGACCGCAUAUCUUGAUGCAGUACGUGGUUGGGCAGCCCUUGCCGUGUUUCGCUAUCAUGGCAUUGCGAAUAAAACCUGGCUUCUCGAACAGCCCGUUUUCCGGAUGGUCCUUAAUGGUCGAGCAAUGGUCGACAUUUUCUUCGUCAUCUCUGGAUAUGUGUUGACCUAUCGAAUGCUCAAGAUGAUUAGAAAUCGUCAAAUGGGAUUGUUGAGAGUAUUAGCUUCAUCAACAUUCAGGAGGUGGUGGCGUCUGUACGUCUCUACUGGAAUUGCCUCUUUGGUCACAGCCAUCUGGACGUACUGGGGCUGGUGUCAGCCUGGGCUGCGUAAACCUACUCUGGGACUUCAAUUGCUUGACUGGGCGAUGGAUUGGGCUGGUGCAAGCAAUCCAUUCGGCGAGAUCCGCGGAUGGUGGUACGCUCAAGUGUUCCGCACAAAGUACCUCGACCAGAUGUGGACUAUUCCUGUCGAAUUUCGAGGCAGCUUGGUCGUCUUUUGGUUUUGUGCCGCGGCAGCAUACCUUUCGACUCGUGGUCGCAGAGUUUUCUGUCUCGUUGUCAUCACAAUGUGCUACUACUGGGGAGGUAUCUAUGCCGCACUUUUCCUGUGGGGUAUGUUGAUUGCAGACUACUCCUUCGAUCGCCAUCCAGAGAGGCUGCAACGGAUUCGUCUUCCAGCACAGCAAGAACCAGAUGAAGCUAUAAUGCCGGAGCGUCGACAGUCUGUUUUUGUCAAGAUCGCCUACUCCCUCCUCUUGAUACUAUCUAUGUUCCUGCUUGGCCAGCCGCCUGAUGGCUACUGGCUCGUUGGCCCGUUUCCCUGGCCAUACCUCAGCAAGGCCAUUCCAUGGUACUAUCCUGUGGAGCUAGCAGAGCAUUUCUGGCUAAGCUGGGGCUCAGUGUUGUUCAUCCUCAGUAUCGAUCACUGCAGGAUGCUCCAGAUUCCAUUUGAAUGGGGGUUCUCGCAAUACUUGGGGGACUUGUCCUUUGGAAUAUAUGCCAUGCAUAACAGCUUACUAUGGGCACUCUACACACCCAUCGUCGAGCCAUGGCGUGCUGUUCAUCUCGGCGAUGGAUAUUGGUCUGGGCUCCCAGGCAUACUCUUCACCACUUUGGUUUUGCUAUGGCUGGCCGACUAUUUCACACGCCUUGACAAUCUCGUGGUUCGGGCUGGCAAGUGGUUGGAGACCAUGACUUUCAUCGAGUGGAAUUGA
Molecule: messenger RNA, 1578 nt
Organism: Exophiala bonariae
Lineage: Eukaryota; Fungi; Ascomycota; Eurotiomycetes; Chaetothyriales; Herpotrichiellaceae
Exons: 1
Coding region: 1-1578 (525 amino acids)
Biological process (GO): polysaccharide biosynthetic process
Cellular component (GO): membrane
Molecular function (GO): acyltransferase activity, transferring groups other than amino-acyl groups
Source: RefSeq, a predicted model, not a curated record